GUUUCCGGGUGCACUUUCUAUCGCAAUCCGGUUUCUUGCGGUUCGGAAUAAGGACCGGGGGCGGGGGCGGGGGGUCUAUAAGAAAGCCCCAAAACCCGAACUCCAACAGGUUUUUCAAGCGAAUUUUUAGGUGGUCUUCACUCCGAUUGCAUAUGUCACGGGCCCACGUGGGUGCAUUGCACCGCGCUCAACGGUGGCGCGAUUCUGACUGAGUUAGCAUGCUAGCUAACAAAAUGUAUUUAUACUCCACCCAUCUCCAACGGGCUGUAGCGACUAGUCAAUAGUCCAUAGUUAGGGGUGAGCUGUAAAACCCAACUUCUCUAUUGGACUUUUCCGUUCAAUUCCUCCCCAUCCACCCGCUGGAAGAUUGUUGCAUUGGGAGGGCCAUAACAAGAAGAGUGUACUCUGGUAGGAACCCAGUUUUGGAUUCGGGAUUUAAGGCCCACAAGGGGGUUGGGGGUUUAAACCACAAUCAUUUGAUCCCUAAACCCGCCAUGCCUGGCAUCUCGGUCAGUGUUUUGGUCACUUUUAAUAAAAAUGUUUGCCUUUUAUUUUAUGUAAAUAGUGGCAGUUCUUGAAUUUGGCUUUCUACCUCAACACUCCAUUUUCAUUCUCCUCCCAGACGUCUUAACACUAGCAGUAUCUGACGGCCCUCGUCUCCCCUUAUCCAUUAUCAACCUCGGUGCGCAGCGCACUGUGGUCAUCUCCCGCGGGGAAAAAUACAAGAUAAUAGGAACCACCUUCCCCGGCAAAGCGAGACUCCGAAAAGAGAACGGUGAUCUGUGUUCCCUUUCCAAGUAGCAAACGAGCUCUGUGGCAAUCGAAUCCUCAAAACAGACCGGGCUCCGGUGCUCGCCAUGCCCGGCCCGGCGGCCGGCAGUAAAUCUCGGGUGUAUGCCGAUGUCAACACGUUGAAGAGCAGGGAAUAUUGGGACUACGAAACCCACGUGCCUAACUGGAGUAACCAGGAAGACUACCAGUUGGUGCGGAAGCUUGGCAGAGGGAAGUACAGUGAGGUCUUUGAGGCCAUCAACAACAAUGAGAAGGUGGUUGUCAAGAUCCUCAAGCCUGUCAAGAAGAAGAAAAUCAAGCGUGAAAUCAAGAUCCUGGAGAAUUUGCGAGGUGGAGCCAACAUCAUCCGAUUGGUGGACACAGUGAAAGACCCUGUGUCCCGAACGCCUGCGCUUGUCUUUGAAUGCAUCAAUAACACAGAUUUUAAGGAGCUCUACCAGAAGUUAACAGAUUUUGAUAUCCGUUUUUACAUGUAUGAACUACUUAAGGCUCUGGACUACUGCCACAGUAUGGGGAUAAUGCACCGUGAUGUCAAGCCCCACAAUGUGAUGAUUGACCACCAGAUGAGGAAGCUACGUCUAAUAGACUGGGGCCUUGCAGAGUUCUACCAUCCUGCACAGGAAUACAACGUCAGAGUAGCAUCUCGCUACUUUAAGGGACCUGAGUUACUGGUGGAUUACCAGAUGUACGACUACAGUUUGGACAUGUGGAGUCUUGGCUGCAUGCUUGCCAGUAUGAUAUUUCAGAAAGAGCCCUUCUUCCAUGGCCAGGACAAUUAUGACCAGCUAGUCCGAAUUGCCAAAGUCCUGGGGACAGAUGAACUUUUUGGUUACCUGCGCAAAUACCACAUUGAACUGGACCCACGCUUCAAGGACCUUCUUGGCCAACAGACGCGGAAACGCUGGGAGCAAUUUGUCCAGACCGAGAACCAGCACCUGGUUAGCCCUGAGGCUCUGGACCUGCUGGAUAAGCUGCUGCGCUACGACCAUCAGCAGAGACUGACGGCCACAGAGGCCAUGGAGCACCCCUACUUCUAUCCUGUGCUGAAGGAACAGUCUCUCUCUAAUGCGGAUGGCAAUAUGGUGUCCAGUGGAUCCACUACGGCUCGAUGAAAGCAGGAGAACAUUUGUUACCUCGACUUUUUAGCCCUUUGUGGCAGAAACUUCUUCAAGUGUACAGUGACAAUGGAUCAGAGCGACACCAGACACACACCUUCUCUUUGUCAGUCUGAGGUUGACUUGCCCCAGUUACAUGUCAAGCAGCCAGACCAAUGAGCUUGGUGUCUCACUGCUGCCCCUGUCCUUCUCUGCCCCCUUCUCUUAUCACGAGGUAAACAGAAAAUGUUCAAAGACAAGAAAAAAAAGGAUCCUUCCCUGUCAUUACCCCCCUCCCCCUUUGGCCCCCCUCCCUCGUUUAACUAAGCAUGGAGUAUGAAAAGGAACGUGAGCCUGCCCCCCUCCUUGGUCAGUCUGUCUGUUCAGUGUUCAGCCACUUGGCAGGCCUAUGCUCAGACUCCACACACUGUAGUACCAAAGUGUUAUGGUGGACCUUUUCUCUGCUUUAGGUAGAAUGAUAAUAUGAAUAAAAAUAAUACCUUUUUUUAA
Oncorhynchus kisutch (coho salmon) is the source of this 2396-nucleotide messenger RNA. RefSeq names its product casein kinase II subunit alpha'-like. Lineage: Eukaryota; Metazoa; Chordata; Actinopteri; Salmoniformes; Salmonidae. The record is from RefSeq and is a predicted model, not a curated record. Gene Ontology annotation, cellular component: protein kinase CK2 complex; cytosol; nucleus. Bases 858 to 1904 code for a protein of 348 amino acids. Gene Ontology annotation, biological process: peptidyl-serine phosphorylation; peptidyl-threonine phosphorylation; regulation of chromosome separation. The transcript is spliced from 12 exons. Gene Ontology annotation, molecular function: protein serine/threonine kinase activity; ATP binding.